Molecule: messenger RNA, 7283 nt
Organism: Melanotaenia boesemani (Boeseman's rainbowfish)
Lineage: Eukaryota; Metazoa; Chordata; Actinopteri; Atheriniformes; Melanotaeniidae
Gene: ptprk
Product: protein tyrosine phosphatase receptor type K
Exons: 42
Coding region: 190-4710 (1506 amino acids)
Biological process (GO): protein dephosphorylation
Cellular component (GO): membrane
Molecular function (GO): protein tyrosine phosphatase activity; protein binding
Source: RefSeq, a predicted model, not a curated record
CCGCAAGCGCCCGUAGGAAGCGAAAAGCAAGAAACCAGAGAAAGCAGAGAAUGGGGCGCCUGAAUACACAACAGCUGGAGGAAUGGUAACCGACUAACGAGAAAGACUAAGAAGACUUGAAGACGGAGGAAAACUCGGACGAAAAAGAAAAUUAAAAACUUUUUCGAGGGGAAACAGACUCACUCGGCCAUGGAUACACUUUUCUCUGUAUUCCUGGGACUCCUGUUUCUCUGUUCGACAGUUGGCAACGUCUCCGGCCAAUUACCGACAGCUCACAUGGGGCGCUCUGAAAAGGGAAGCUGCACGUUUGAUGAAGGCUUCUCUCAGUGUGAUUACCAGCAAGACCCUUAUGAUGACUUUGACUGGACACACAUCAACACCCAAGAAGUGCCAUAUGUCUCACCGGACCUGCCAAAAGGGUCCUACAUGUAUGUUGAUGUCUCACAGUAUGAUGUUGGAGAAAAAGCCCGGUUUCAGCUGCCAGUGAUGAAGGAGAAUGACACUCACUGUAUUGACUUCAACUAUCUGCUCACAAGCCCUGAUGGCUCCAGCCCUGGUACCCUCAACGUCUUGGUGAAGGUGAACAAGGGUCCACUGGCAAACCCCAUAUGGAACGUGACUACCUAUACUGGUAAAGACUGGCUUAAAGCUGAACUUGCCGUCUCCACCUUCUGGCCUAAUGAAUAUCAGGUUAUAUUUGAAGCAGAGGUUUCGGACAGCAAAGCUGGCUUCAUCGCCAUAGAUGACAUUCAAGUGCUCAGCUACCCAUGCGAUAAAUCCCCUCAUUUCCUGCGUCUUGGAGAUGUGGAGGUGAAUGCUGGACAAAAUGCAACAUUUCAAUGUAUUGCCACUGGAAGGGACACCUCAAGCAACAAGCUCUGGUUACAGAAGCGAAACGGAGAAGAUAUCCCCGUGGCUCUUACCAAAAACAUCAACCACAGACGCUUUGCUGCCACUUUCCAUCUCAAAGAAGUCAGUAAUCAGGAUCAAGAUCUGUAUCGCUGUGUCACCCAGUCAGAUCGCGGUUCUGGGGUGUCUAACUUUGCAGGUCUUAUUGUCAGAGAGCCUCCACACCCCAUCGCCCCACCGCAGCUGCUAGGCGUCGGCCCAACAUACCUCCUAAUUCAGCUCAACGCUAACUCCAUUUUUGGAGAUGGUCCUAUUAUACUAAAAGAGGUUGAGUACCGAAUGACAUCAGGCAGCUGGACUGAGACUCACGCUGUAAAUUCUCCCAACUACAAGUUAUGGCACCUGGACCCAGACACAGAAUAUGAGAUCAGAGUGUUACUGACCCGACCAGGAGAGGGAGGGACAGGCAAAGCUGGACCACCACUCAUUACUCGAACUAAAUGUGCAGAGCCCAUGCGGACUCCUAAGAGGCUGAAGAUUGCUGAGACCAGGUCUCGUUUGAUUGCAGUGGACUGGGAAUCCCUCGGUUACAACAUCACCCGUUGUCACACCUUUAAUGUUACCAUCUGCUACCAUUACAUGACUGCCAACAACCGCAGCAAAGCCGACUGCUUGGAUAUGGAUCCUAAAGCCCCACGCCACUUGGUGGGAAACCUGCCCCCCUACACUAAUGUCAGUCUGAAGAUGAUCCUGACCAAUCCAGAGGGUCGGAAAGAGAGUGAUGAGACCAUCAUACAAACUGAUGAAGAUGUUCCAGGUCCUGUUCCCAGCCAGUCACUUAGAGCCACUCCAUCUGAAGAGACAAUAAGUCUUUAUUGGAAGGAACCAGCUGAGCCCAAUGGAGUCAUCGUACAAUAUGAGAUCAGCUACAGUGGCGUACGCUCGUUUGACCCUUCAGUGCCUCUGCAGCGACCUGGACUCACGGUGUCUCUGCCUUCAAACGCCACCCAUCAUAUGUUUUCUCAGCUCCACCCAGGUGUCACAUACCACCUUUCUAUACGAGCAUCUACCUCCAAGGGGUUUGGUCCUGCAGCCACGCUUAACGUGACUACCAAUAUUUCGGCACCAACAAUAGAUGAAUAUGAUGUGUCAGAGGCGUUUCUUAAUGAAACCGCAACAACUAUCACUGUCCUCCUUAAACCUGCUCAAGCUAAAGGAGCUCCUAUAAGUGCAUACCAAAUUGUGGUGGAGGAAGUGAACCCUCAGCGGACACGCCGCCAGGCUUCUUCUGACUGUUAUGAGGUUCCAGUUUCCUACCACAGUGCAUCAAGUGGUGGAUCCCCAUAUUAUUAUGCUGCCCAGCUGUCCCCUAGUAACCUUCCUGAACCUCUCCCCUUUACUGUGGGAGACAACAGGACAUAUCAAGGUUUCUGGAAUCCACCGCUGGCUCCAAGGAAAAACUACAACAUCUACCUUCAAGCUGUCAGCAGCACAGAGAGGGAAACUAAGACGCAGUGUCUGAGGCUGGCAGCUAAACGUGCAACAGAAGAGCCUGAAGUCAUCCCUGACCCUGCCAAACAGACUGAUCGUGUGGUGAAAAUCGCAGGAAUUAGUGCUGGUGUUCUUGUUUUCAUACUCCUGGUGCUGGUAGCCAUCCUGUUGGUGAAGAAGAGGAGGACCUACUAUUCAUACUCUUAUUACCUGAAACUGGCUAAAAAACGUAAAGACGCCAUUGGAACAACAAGGCAGGAAAUGACACACAUGGUGAAUGCAAUGGACCGCAGCUACGCUGACCAGAGCACCCUACACGGAGACGACCCUAUGGCUGUGACAUUUAUGGACUCUCACAACUACAAUAACAGAUUGCCCAACGAUCCUCUGGUUCCUACUGCUGUGUUAGUUCCAAUCACAGAUGAGAACCACAGUGGCUCUGCAGCAGAGAACAGCAGGCUUCUGGAUGUUCCUCGUUAUCACUGUGAAGGAACCGAGUCUCCUUAUCAGACAGGCCAGUUGCACCCUGCCAUCAGAGUGGCUGACCUCCUGCAGCACAUCAACCUAAUGAAAACAUCUGACAGCUAUGGCUUCAAGGAGGAAUAUGAAUUGGUGAUACAGAGCUUCUUUGAGGGACAGUCUGCCUCCUGGGAUGUGGCCAAGAAAGAGCAGAAUCGUACCAAAAACCGCUAUGGGAACAUCAUAGCAUAUGAUCAUUCAAGGGUUAUUCUGCAGCCCAUCGAGGACGACCCAUCCUCCGACUACAUCAACGCCAACUACAUCGAUGUAAGUGGAAACGCAUCGAAUGCUACUAUUGGCUCCCAACGAAACCAACGAAACCACACUCCCUCGCUCAUUUGGCUGUACAGGGAUGGAUAUCAGAGGCCAAGUCACUACAUUGCUACUCAGGGUCCUGUUCAUGAGACAGUGUAUGAUUUCUGGAGGAUGGUGUGGCAGGAACAGUCAGCUUGCAUCGUCAUGGUAACCAAUCUGGUGGAGGUUGGAAGGGUUAAAUGUUAUAAGUAUUGGCCAGAUGAUGCUGAGGUGUAUGGUGACUUCAAGGUGACGUUUGUGGAGGUUGAACCUCUAGCUGAAUAUGUGGUUCGCACAUUUACUCUGGAAAGGCGUGGUUUCAACGAAGUGCGGGAAGUUAAGCAGUUCCACUUCACAGGGUGGCCCGAUCACGGAGUCCCAUACCACGCUACUGGACUACUAUCCUUCAUACGCAGAGUUAAAAUCUCCAAUCCACCCUCUGCUGGACCAAUUGUCGUCCACUGCAGUGCUGGGGCGGGACGCACAGGAUGUUUCAUAGUCAUUGACAUCAUGUUGGACAUGGCAGAGAGAGAGGGCGUGGUUGACAUCUACAACUGUGUGAAGGCUCUUCGCUCAAGGAGGAUCAACAUGGUACAGACUGAGGAGCAGUAUAUAUUCAUCCAUGAUGCCAUACUAGAGGCAUGUCUGUGUGGAGAAACAGCCAUUCCAGUGUGUGAGUUCAAAGCAGCUUUUUAUGAACUGAUCCGCAUCGACUCCCAGACCAACUCGUCCCAUCUGAAGGAUGAGUUCCAGACAUUAAACUCAGUGACUCCCCAGCCUCAGCCAGAAGAUUGCAGCAUUGCUUUGUUGCCUAGAAACCAAGACAAGAACCGCUUUAUGGACGGCCUUCCUCCUGACAGAUGCCUGCCCUUCCUCAUUACAAUAGAUGGAGAAAGCAGCAAUUAUAUCAAUGCUGCUUUGAUGGAUCUGUCAGAAGAGUUCCAGAGCUACAGACAGCCCGCUGCAUUCAUUGUUACCCAGCAUCCUUUGCCCAGCACUGUCAAAGACUUCUGGCGUCUAGUUUACGACUAUGGAUGUACCAGUUUGGUGAUGCUGAAUGAGAUUGACCUGGCUCAGGGUUGUCCUCAGUAUUGGCCAGAGGAGGGCAUGCUGCGUUACGGCCCAGUCCAGGUGGAAUGUAUGUCCUGCUCGAUGGACUGCGAUGUUAUCAGUAGACUCUUCAGAGUUUGCAACCUCACCAGGCCUCAGGAAGGCUACCUGAUGGUUCGUCAGUUCCAGUAUCUUGGGUGGGCAGGGCAUAGAGAAAUCCCCGCCUCCAAACGCUCCUUCCUCAAGUUGAUACUUCAGGUUGACCAGUGGCAGCGCGAGGGAGAGGAGGGAGAAGGAAGAACAAUUGUGCACUGCCUAAAUGGAGGCGGACGAAGUGGAGUAUUCUGUGCCAGCAGCAUUGUGUGUGAGAUGGCCAAGAGACAGAGUGUGGUCGAUGUUUUCCACGCCGUGAAGACCUUAAGGAACAGCAAGCCCAACAUGGUGGAUACUCCAGAACAGUAUCGUUUCUGCUACGACCUGUCACUGGAGUUCAUUGAGUCAUCAUAAGCAAAGGAUAGAAGAGGAAAGGGAAAUUAAGAAGAGCCAGAGAACACAUGUUAACUUCUUGAUGUAUUUGAUCCUUUGCUUUUGCUUGGUCCUAAUGCCCCUUUGCGCUGGCUGUUCUGUAGCAUCCACUCUGUGUCUGAACAAAGGCACAAGAAAAAUCAGCUCCUUGUAUAAUGUUACGACAGUUAUCAGGAAGUGAUGGUGAAGAUGACUGCAGCAGAGGAGGCAAUGUUGCUCCUUUUACUCCUUUAUGCUUAUUGUACAGCUUUUUGAGUGCCAGUGGGCCCCUGUAUGUUUUGGGCCCCAACCUAAUGUUAAGCCUGUCACCACAGCCCCCUCCCAUGGACUCGAUGCUUCAUGCUCUCUCGGCUGCAGUACUCAGUGUGCACUCUAGAUGUCGCCCUUCUCCUUGUAAGCUGCAACCACAGCUUUUGAUAAACUGCACAUUAAGUUUUCAGUGGCCCCACAUUCCUUCUUUCAUGCUAUUUUUUGUCUAAACUAAGAGUGCUGGGUGUCUCAUUGUGGUGAUGUUUAAAUAUUUGCAGCCAGUACUUUUGUACCAGAAAAAAAAAAUCUAAAGUUACAACCCAGCCAAACUGUGGAUUAUUCUGUUUGUACUUCUUUCAGCUUCAUGUUCAUUUUCUGGUCAUAUUUUGGGCUUCAUUAUAUACUAUCAUGUGAGUACUUUAUAGUAAUUUUCAGCCCAUUUAAUGUUCACACCAAGCUGGUUACUGUUAGAUGAAGAAAAUUACCUUUGUGUCAAUAAUAGCUUAUUAUCAUUACAAGUUUACACAUUUAUUUUUGUUUGUUUUGUAGCGUCAUGUAUUGAUCUGCUGGAUAGAAGUUCUGAAGUAUUCUUUGUGCCCCAAAUUUUAAAAUGGAACAAUUAUCAUUAAAAUCCUGUAUGUUUCAGGGCUGGGCCCAAUUUUAUUAAUAAAGAAAACAGCAAAUUGCAGUUUCCAUUUCGGGCUUCAAUGGAAUUGGAAGUGAACUGCUCCCAGACUUCAUUUGUUCUGUGCACUGGUGGCCAACACUUUUUGUUUUGAUAUUAUUAUUUUGGAGCUAAUGUUUAAUCAUAAGCCAAAGACUUUGUGUAAAUAUGUCUAUAUAAGAUAAAGCACAUUGUUUGUAUUUAUUGUUUGUUUACUUGCAUUGCUUGUAAGAACAAUCAUUUUUCAUUCCAUGUUUACCACCAGCGUUUCUUAAACUGUGUUUUGGGACACAAAAUGGGCUGUUUCCUCUGGAGUCAUGAGUGUAUUAGUAUGAUUUAAUGAGCCCAUUAAGGUUCCCAAGGUUAAAGAUUAUGUCUGCUCAAUUUGGGUCCAUGAAGAAAAGUUUAAGAAGCCCUGACUGAAGCUGUAUAUUGAAGCUUUAGAAGUAGUUUUUCAGUAUUUAGGUGAAAUCCAGUAGUAUUGUAUUUGUUUCACUUAAUGAAUCUCUUUGAUGUUACUGUGUUUUUUUUUUUUUUUUGUUUUUUUUUGUUUUUUUUUGUGUGUGUAAAAGCCCACUGCUCUGUUCCUGGUCAGUGCAGAGUAUUUUGGAUAAUAGCCGCUCUCCCUCUUAACGUCUUAGCAGGGAUAAGCUGUUUAUCUUCAUCCUCAUAUCCUGUUCACCAUUAUCCCUGAAUACACACUGACAGAGUGAUGCAAACAGGAUUAUUGAGUAAAACAUGCAAGAACUGUGAUACAGAUACAUUUACUGUGCCUAAUCAUUAAAUUUCCUUGUUGGAACAAGCAUUUUAACAGCAUCUUUGAUCGCAACCAGGGCUUAGUUGAAUGCUUUCUCCUGGACGAUCAAUGCUUUGAAUACCUUGAACCAUCAUUAAUUGUGUUUAAUUUAUCUGAAUGCUUCUUUGUGAGGCUUUAAAAGCUUAUCAGAUACCAGAUGUUUCUGUCUGUGCUCAAACUGAUUCAGACAAAAAGGAAAAAAAAACAUUAUUGUAAAUAAAACUUAAGAUGUUCCAGUAACUUGGAGCAGCUCAUGAGGAUGAUAUUGUAAGUAGUUCUUUAAAGGGCUCUAUUGUUGAACAAACAGUAGAGAUUUAGAUAAUGGAUGAAAUGUCAGAACAUUAGUUCUGUUGUAGAUAAAGCUGUUCUCCUUGUGGAUUCGACUUAUUAACAGAUGGUGUUUAAAAGACAUAAUUUUCACUGAUUGUAGAUGUUUAUUCUGUUGGUGAAACAUCAACUUUGAGUAUUAUCUCUUCAGAUUUCUGCUCUGACCUGAAGAAGGGAAAGAAAAUUCAGAGGCCUAUAUUAAUCCAGUCAUACCUUAACUCCAAUGAUGAGGUGCAUUUUUAGUUGAAAAAAAGGGAUGACCUUCUUACAAGAGAGUUGCAAGAAAGUAAACACAGUAUGUAAACCUUCUUAACACAUUUAAGGGAAAACUAAGUAACAAACUUGCCCAUAUUUCCCUAAUGAAAAAAGUGAAGUUGUGGCCCUAAAGAGCAGCAAAUAAAGCUGCUUUCUAGAUGAGAGGCCAGUCUGAGUAUAGAGUUAUUAUUCAUGGUUCAUGAUUAUUCUUGUCUGUAAUGUUUGGCUUCUUUGCUGUAAUAAAGACCACUUCUUUAACUAGAA